AUGGCUCCCUUUGGAAAAAACUUGCUGAAGACUCGGCAUAAAAACAGAUCUCCAACUAAAGAAAUGGAUUCAGAAGAGAAGGAAAUUGUGGUUUGGGUUUGCCAAGAAGAGAAGAUUAUCUGUGGGCUAACCAAACGCACCACCUCUGCCGACGUCAUCCAGGCUUUGCUUGAGGAACACGAGACUGCAUUUGGAGAGAAACGAUUUCUUCUGGGAAAGCCCAGUGAUUACUGCAUCAUAGAAAAGUGGAGAGGCUCUGAACGGGUUCUUCCUCCCCUAACUAGAAUCCUGAAGCUUUGGAAAGCAUGGGGAGACGAGCAGCCUAAUAUGCAGUUUGUUUUGGUUAAAGCAGAUGCUUUUCUUCCAGUUCCCUUGUGGCGGACAGCUGAAGCCAAAUUAGUGCAAAACACAGAAAAACUGUGGGAGCUCAGCCCGGCAAAUUACAUGAAGACAUUACCACCAGAUAAACAAAAAAGAAUAGUCAGGAAAACUUUCCGGAAACUGGCUAAAAUUAAGCAGGACACAGUUUCCCAAGAGCGAGAUAGUAUGGAGACAUUAGUUCAUCUGAUUAUUUCCCAGGAUCACACUAUUAAUCAACAAGUCAAGAGAAUGAAAGAGCUGGAUCUGGAAAUUGAAAAGUGUGAAGCUAAAUUUCAUCUUGAUCGGGUAGAAAAUAAUGGAGAAAAUUAUGUCCAGGAUGCAUAUUUGAUGCCCGGUUUCAGUGAAGUUGAGCAAAAGCUAGGCUUGGAAUAUGAUGAAAGGCAGAUUCUGGAGGACCUGAGAGAAAGUGAUGGAAUUGUACAGCUGGAGGAACGACUGACCUACUACAGAAAGCUCAUUGAUAAGCUCUCUGCCGAAAUAGAAAAAGAAGUAAAAAGUGUUUGCAUGGAGAUAAAUGAAGAUGCAGAAGGGGCAGCUGCCAGUGAACUUGAAAGCUCUAAUUUAGAGAGUGUUAAGUGUGAUUUGGAGAAAAGCAUGAAAGCUGGUUUGAAAAUCCACUCUCACUUGAGUGGCAUCCAGAAGGAGAUUAAAUACAGUGACUCAUUGCUUCAGAUGAAAGCGAAGGAAUACGAGCUCCUCGCCAAGGAGUUCAAUUCCCUUCAUAUCAGCAAUGCAGAUGAGUGCCAGCUAAAGGAAAACAGAGGAAAGGAAUCUGAGGUGCCCACCAGCAAUGGGGUGGUUUCUCCUUUUACUCAAAGAAUAUUUAACAUGUAUACAAAUGACACAGACUCAGACACUGGUAUCAGCUCUAACCACAGUCAGGACUCGGAAACAACUGCAGGAGAUGUGCUGUUGUCAACGUAG
Budorcas taxicolor (takin) is the source of this 1305-nucleotide messenger RNA. RefSeq names its product Ras association domain family member 9 (gene RASSF9). Gene Ontology annotation, biological process: signal transduction. The record is from RefSeq and is a predicted model, not a curated record. The transcript is spliced from 2 exons. Bases 1 to 1305 code for a protein of 434 amino acids. Lineage: Eukaryota; Metazoa; Chordata; Mammalia; Artiodactyla; Bovidae.